AUGGCUCCUAGCACGUUAUCAUAUCCUCUCAACGUGGACUUCGUGGACGUGGUAAUUAUCGGAGCCGGAAUUUCUGGUAUCAACUUUGCGCAACGUCUCCAAGAAUCAAAUCCAUCAUUGUCCCUGGUCAUCUUGGAAGGUCGUAAUUCGAUAGGUGGAACGUGGGAUUUUUUCAAGUAUCCUGGCAUACGAUCCGAUUCUGACUUGUACACCUUUGGCUUUUCAUGGUAUCCUUGGAAAGAAGAUCGCGCCAUCGCAGACGCUGGAAGUAUCAAACGAUACCUGACGGAAGCAAUCAGAUUUGCAAAUAUUGAUUCACGUAUCCGACUGUUGCAUAAGGUGGUGAAAGCGGACUUCAGCGAAGAGAGCGCACAGUGGAAUCUGACCAUCGAAAAUGAUGGCUCUUUGAAGACACUCCAUUGUCGGCACGCUGUUUUUGGUACUGGUUACUACGACUAUGAGCAACCCAUGAGCACCACGAUUCCAGGACUGAGCGACUUCAAAGGAGAAAAGAUCCACCCUCAAUUCUGGCCUGAGAACCAGGAUUACAAGGACAAGAACAUUGUGGUCAUCGGAUCCGGUGCAACUGCGGUGACAUUGCUUCCCAAUCUCGCCAAAAAGGCAAAACACGUCACUAUGCUCCAGCGCAGUCCGGGUUAUAUUGUGUCCAUGAAUAACAGGACUCCACCCAUACUCAAGCUGCUCCUACCUGAGAAACUACUCUACUUCUUUCUGCGGUGGUGGUUCCUGACAUCCCUGUUCUUUAACUUCCAAUUCUGCCGUUUUUUUCCAGCGUUUGCCAGACAAAAGUUGAAGGAAGCAACACAACAAAAGUUGCCAGCCAAUAUCCCAAUUGACCCUCACUUCUCUCCCAAGUACAACCCUUGGGAACAACGCCUCUGUUUGUCUCCAGACGGUGACUUCUUUGACUGCCUUCAAUCUGGGAAAGCCUCUGUGUCAACUGGACAAAUUCAGGGGUUUACGAAGAAAGGGAUCUGCUUGCAAAGUGGGGAAAGCAUCGAUAACGUCGACAUUGUCGUGACGGCAACCGGACUGCGACUAGUGUUUGCGGGGAAAAUUCAAAUCUCAGUGAAUGGCCGAAAUGUUGAUGUGUCAAAAAAGGUCUUAUGGCGGGGUUGCAUGCUGGAGGAUGUACCAAACGCUUGUUUUAUCAUGGGAUAUACAAAUGCAUCUUGGACACUAGGAGCCGAUGCAUCGGCUAUUCUGUUUUGCCGUCUGGUGUCCAGCAUGGCCCGCUCGCGACAGGCCAGUGCCACACCCCGGUUUGAGGGGAACGCAAAAGAGAGAGCAGCGAUGAAGACGAGUUCGUUCUUGAAUCUCAAUAGCACUUACGUGACGAAAGCCGCAGAGUCCCUGCCAAAGACAGGCGAUGUUGGCCCAUGGAAAGUGCGACGCAACUAUUAUUUUGAUAUUUGCACAGCGAAAUGGGUCACCCUGUCUGACGGCCUAUUUUACAGAAGUGCCUUUGAGAAAAAGGCACUAUGA
Molecule: messenger RNA, 1506 nt
Organism: Penicillium cosmopolitanum
Lineage: Eukaryota; Fungi; Ascomycota; Eurotiomycetes; Eurotiales; Aspergillaceae
Product: flavin-containing monooxygenase
Exons: 2
Coding region: 1-1506 (501 amino acids)
Molecular function (GO): N,N-dimethylaniline monooxygenase activity; flavin adenine dinucleotide binding; NADP binding
Source: RefSeq, a predicted model, not a curated record